Messenger RNA from Symbiodinium sp. CCMP2592, 780 nucleotides. NCBI's taxonomy places the organism in Eukaryota, Dinophyceae, Suessiales, Symbiodiniaceae. The record is from the annotation of a GenBank genome assembly.
AUGCUUCGUCCACGAAGCUUUGUGCAGGUCCGGAAAAAGUCGAAGCAAACGACGCCGAAGCUGCGCUGCCAGGAGCAUGCAGCCAUGCAGCUUGCGGAUCCCAUGUCUGAAGGCUCAGUGGGACUGCAACUUGCAACGAAGGCUCAUCAGCCGAUUCUCCAGGAGACAGAGUUGCCGCAGGAGCACAGGCAGAACCUGAACCAGGACUGCCAGGUGCCACCGAAGGCUUGGAGCCCAGCGAUCGGGAUUCGCACCUGCUUCUUGCAGUUUCAAGGCCGCGAUUUGAACGUCUUGGAGGUUGCUCGCUCCGUGGACGAGGCGACCCGUGCAAAGGAGCAGCUGGCUCGCGAUUCGAUCGUGCGAGCACGAGACGAGGUGCAAGCUCGAAAAGCAGCAUUGCAGGCGCAAAUGCGGGAGAAGGAGCUGCAGCUGCUGGAGGAGGAAAGAAGGCUUGCCGGCCUGGAGCAGGAGCUCAAGACGGGCUGCUCCCUGGCGGAACAGAAGCGCGUUCAGGACCUACGCACAGCUAUCGAGUCGCGCGGGCGCGCCGUGCGAACGCUCGAACGCGAGGUGUCUUCAAAGAAGGAUGCCAUGCAGAGAGCGACAGAUGCCUACGUAGAGGCAGAAGAGAGGCUUGCAGACGCAAAGUCCUCGAUGAAGAAGUUGGAAGAGGAGAUGCUCGAGAUCAUCCUGGCAACAGGAAAGGCCAAGGAUGCCCGACUCACAGACCUGCUGAUGAAGGUCCCAGAGGUGGAGAAGGUCGAAGAGAUGCCCGCAUGA